This is a messenger RNA of Tetrahymena thermophila SB210, 861 nucleotides long. RefSeq lists its product as hypothetical. The transcript has a single exon. The record is from RefSeq and is a predicted model, not a curated record. Lineage: Eukaryota; Ciliophora; Oligohymenophorea; Hymenostomatida; Tetrahymenidae.
AUGUUUUGGGGAGCUUAAGUUCAGUUUAAUCAAAAGUUUGUUCCAGAAAAGGAAGACUAUGCUUAUCUUCAUUUAAGAAAUGUUAGCACUUUAUGGGCAAAUGAAAAAAUUAGCUUGGUUUGCAAUAUUAAGAAGCAAGAAAACGGAGUCGAAGAAGAAAUUGAUAUUGUUUUAUGCCAUUUAGAUGAAAAUAAAAAUAGAAGUGCUCAGUUAAAUCUUUACUUUGAUUUAAAAAAUUAAGAUAUCAGCUUCAGUGUUAUCGGAAAAGGAAGAGUCUGCUUGAUGGGCUCUCUUGAGGCUAAAGAGGGUAAGGCUCUCACAAACGAACUUGUAAAGAAUUUAGGACCACAAAUUGCUGAUGCUAAAAAGAAAAUGAUUCUUGAGUUAGCAGGUCUUGUAAAAGAUAUGAAAUAAAAAGGUGGAAAUCAAGAAGAUGACGAUGAGGAUUUAGAUGAUGAAGAAGAAUAUGUAGAGGGUAUGGAUCUUGAAAGUGAUGAUGAAGAUGGUGAAGAAGAUAACGAAGAUGAAGAGGAAGUAGAAAGUGAAAUUAGUGAUUAAGAAAAUUAAAUAGUAGAAUAAAAAAAAUCCUAAUAAAGUCAAAAUCAAUAAAAGAAUAAUAACAAUAAAAAUAAUAAGUAAGCAAAUAAUUAGAACAUUGGCAAGAAGCCUAUUUAAAACAAACCUGCUUAAAACUAAAAUUAACAACAAAAGCAAAAUAAAUAGGAAAACAAAAAUCAAUAAUAAAAAAACAAUGGUUAGAAUAAAUAGUAAAAUGGUAAGAAAGGUGAAUUCCAAAUCACUUAUAACUACAAACCUAAAAAGGAAGAAGAAAUAGAAAAAGACGAAUUUGCUGCAAUUUGA